CCAAUCUACAGUGUACGCGUGUUUUUUGUUUACCUCGUGUCUGAGUCUAUUUAUCUCAAUAUUUAUUUAUGUUAAUUAAAUAAUUUAUAAAUAUAAGUAUUAAUCAUUAUUAUUACUGCCCCUUACUCCAUUACUUACAUGGAUUCUUGGGUACAAGAGAAGUUGUCAGAGUGGAAUUUAUCAUCUCUCCAACAAAUCUUUGAAGAUGAAGAAGUGGAUGAAAUUGCAUUUAAAAAUCUCAACGAAGAAAUAAUUCAAAAACUAAUUAAAAAAACAGGUCCUCAGAUUAAAUUUUUAACUAGAUGGAAGAGAGAAUUUGGAGUAAUAAUAGAACCUGUUGUGGUUGAGAAUGUUGAUAGACGUCAAAGCACUUCAGAAGUUGACAUUGCUAAUUUUGAUUUGACAGUUGACGAUGACUCAAGCUUUCCAUUAUCUCUUGAAAUUGAGAAAUCUUUCGCCAUCGAAUCUCAAAAUUUUGAUUUUAGUAAAAUCGACAAUGCAGAUCUGAGUGUUGAUCUUAGGAAUCCCAUCACAGAUCUUGUUUCUGUGUUGAGAACUUCGGCGACUGGAUUAUCAAUUCUAAGUCAUUAUAAAUCGCAUAGAAAUUUACCGGAAGAUUUUAGAAACGACUUGGUAGAUUUUAUAAUUAGCAUUGAAAUAUGUACAUCUCCUGAAUUAGUGAUAUCUCCAGCUCGUUUUGUGGAACUAAGCCAAUUGAUCGUCGAUCUUUUUCCUACGGAAGUUAAGGAAACUUAUUACAUUCCCUAUAGUUACGACAAAGCUACUAAAUCAAAAAUAUUGCCAAAGGGAAAGUUUCACUCUAAAUACAAUAAUGGGUAUCGCGCUAAUUUGUUGGCUAGUGGAGCUAUUGUGAAAAAAACUGCUACGAAACGAAAACGGAAUGAAAUUUCUGGGUCUGUGCAUUUAGGUUUCACAAGUGACUUAAAGUCAGAGUUAACAGAUGAAGAGUAUGCAGAGAAAGUCAAGUGGCUGAAGGAAAACAUAGACUCUUGGGCUGAAGUGAAAACGUUGUGGGCUGAUACAUCUAAGAAAAGGAUUUCACACUUACUGCUGAUACCUCUAUGA
Molecule: messenger RNA, 1086 nt
Organism: Cotesia glomerata
Lineage: Eukaryota; Metazoa; Arthropoda; Insecta; Hymenoptera; Braconidae
Exons: 5
Coding region: 139-1086 (315 amino acids)
Source: RefSeq, a predicted model, not a curated record